AUGGGAUCAAGUGACAAUGAUUUUGGUGGGGUCCCUGGGGCCAAUGAGGAGACCAGCUCUUUCGAGCCCCCCAGAGAUACCACUGUCCCCGUCCAGUUCGCUAUAGACGAUUGGUGCGCACCAGUUUGGAAUAACGACGAAGCAGAGACGCCUUCAAAUACUCGCUUAAAAGAAUUGAGUAUUCAAACAGAUCAUGGAGUUCCCAUGUCCAGCAAACAGGUACAAAGGAUAAUAUAAAAUGAAUGCAGGGUUAUUCUGCAGAUAGACGACACUCCUCAACACAGUCCAAAGAUUGAGAUUGUAGUCAUAAAACAGCCGGAAGAACAACAUCGCGCGAGAUAUCUGUCAGAGGGAUCGAGAGGCGCCAUCAAAGAUCGGAAUGGGUCUUCGCAUUGCACCAUUAAAGUAUGUUAAUGAAGAAGACGGAUCUUAAGAGUUUCCAUUUACAGCUACAAGGGUUUUAUCGUCCCACUCGAGUAGAAAUGUUUGCUGCAAAUGGGACAGGAGAUCUGAAUCCCCAUCAAUUUUACAAACUAAUACCUGUGUCAGGUAAAUCAGCGACGACUACUCCUUGUAAGAAAGUGGUGGCUCAUGAUGGAGUCGAAUGUUUGGAGGUGUUACUCCGACCCGAAAAUGAUAUGACUGCCAUGUAAGAACAAUGACUUAAGGCACCUUUAGCUUCUUACAUAUCAUAGAACCUUAGUUCGCGCUUAGAAUGCGAAGCUGAGUAUUCAGCAAUGAUUACCAAUGAUAGAGUGUAGCACGGACAAGCAGUCACACGGCAUUUCGUACGUUGGGACACUUUUCUUAACUAGUAGUGUUAAAAGGUGAUUUUUCGAUAUUUUCCUAAAAGUACUCGAUUUUUUAAAGUGGGAUUGAAAUGAAUUUAAUACACUUCCUAAUAUCAUAGGGUACACGAUGGAAUGAUUCCGGGACAGGUUAAUUCAAAAUCCGAGCCAGAUUGGCCAAAAAAUCGUCAGGGGUAUACUUUUGAAAGGGCCAAAAAUAUUAAAAUAGUUGCCAAGCUGAUAAUUUUUUUUCACGGGCUGAUUCCAUAUGGUAAUAGGUUUUUAGACAUGCUCUUUCGAAUUGCAUUAGCAGGUUUUUGGUAUCUCUUAACAAACCUUAGAUACUGCAAUUUUCCACAGGGUAGGUAUACUUUCAUAACGGGGUACAUAUGUAAGUGUGUGGAGGGCCUGGCUGGCCACCCCUGGUUUUUUCGGCUAGUCAAGCAGAAUGCCAACACUUUCCCUGUUUUUACACUUCCACAUUCACCACUUUAUCGAUAAGUUUUCAGAUUGGAUUGCAUUGGCAUCCUUAAGAUUUGCUCUUAUAAUAAUCGACAACGGCGCCAACGGCGAACAAACGCGAAUACUAAUGACUCAAGUGAAAAUUUAAAUGCCGUUUCAACGAGGAUUUGUUUCAGGGCAUACGUUUUGAGUGGCCAAGAGCAGGUCCAAGUAAUCAAGAGUUUCACUGAGCCCAUCAGAUGUGGUGAGCCCCCAUUUUCAUUCCAUAUUUAAUAUUUCAGUACAACAACUGGGUGUUCCCGAAGUCUUAAAGAUGUCGCUUAGCAAAGCACAAGCUUCUGGGGGCCAGGAAAUGUUCAUUAUUGGCAGGAAUUUUGAUCGGAAUACCACAGUUCUGUUCAGAGAGUACACUGACUGUAAGACCAUUACAAAAAUUGUAAACAUAUUCUUGCAGCCGGCACUCUUUGUUGGACAGCUGAAGCCGAGAUCCAGAAGCCGUUCUUCCACCAAUGUCACAUCGUCUGUUUGAUUCCUGAGUAUCCGAAUAAGUAUCGUGGAGGAACUGUCUCCGUUACGGUGAAAUGCGGCCAAAAGUACAGUCAUCCGAGCACGUUCAUCUACCUCCCAUGCGGUCAGUCGGUGAUUGGAACUCGCUGAAAUCCAGGGGAAUCGAGUCUAGACCUUCGAGGCUCGAUUAUUCUAACUUUAAGCGAUAAAACGUGCGAUUCCUUUCCGAUUUUAUGACUGUUUGUAUGUUUUCAGAGGAGCAAGAAGACGAAUGGUGUCCUCCCGGGUCUCCAAGGACCUCUAUCAAACGGUCUUGGUACCAGCGAUCCACUCAAUGGGACAAUAAUGCCGCCUAUGACAUGCCCUACUUUGAAUACGAGCUCAACAAUUCCAAUGGAUUCUACCCCACCUCAUACGACGAGACCUCCUCGGAUCAGCCCGGAAAGAAAUCUCGAAAAAUAUAG
Messenger RNA from Bursaphelenchus xylophilus (pine wood nematode), 2221 nucleotides. The record is from the annotation of a GenBank genome assembly. Lineage: Eukaryota; Metazoa; Nematoda; Chromadorea; Rhabditida; Aphelenchoididae.